ACAAAACCCAGCCUGUCCCGUCCUUCCCAGGUGGGUGGAUGAAGACGGAGCGCUCCUGCUACCUGAAGAAAAGGCGAGCAGACUUCGUGGCCGGCUACCUGCGAGGCAGAGUCGUGGUGGCCGGGGGCCUGGGGAAUCAGCCGACUGUGCUGGAGUCGGCAGAGGCUUUCCACCCGGAGAAGAACAAGUGGGAGAGCCUCCCGCCCAUGCCCACCCCGCGCUGCGCCUGCUCCAGCAUCGCGCUGCGGGAUUGCCUGCUGGCCGUGGGCGGCGUCAGCCAGGGGCUCAGCACGGCCGUGGAGGCCCUGUGCCUGUCUGAUUCCUGACUGGAGCAGGAUCCCACCUGGAAUGGCCUGUGUACCUGUCUGAUUCCUGACUGGAGCAGGAUCCCACCUGGAGCGGUCUGUGUGCCUGUCUGACUCCUGACUGGAGCAGGAUCCCACCUGCAGCAGGAUCCCACCCGGAGCAGGAUCCCACCCGGAGCAGGAUCCCACCUGGAAUGGCCUGUGUGCCUGUCUGACUCCUGACUGGAGCAGGAUUCCCCCUGGAGCAGGAUCCCACCCGGAGCAGGAUCCCACCCGGAGCAGGAUCCCACCUGGAAUGGCCUGUGUGCCUGUCUGACUCCUGACUGGAGCAGGAUUCCCCCUGGAGCAGGAUCCCACCUGGAGCAGUCGGUGUGUCUGUCUGACUCCUGACUGGAGCAGGAUCCCACCUGCAGCAGGAUUCCCCCCAGAGCAGGAUCCCACCCGGAGCAGGAUCCCCCCCGGAGCAGGAUCCCCCCCGGAGCAGUCUGUGUGUCUGUCUGAUUCCUGACUGGAGCAGGAUCCCCCCCGGAGCAGGAUUCCCCCUGGAGCAGGAUCCCGCCUGCAGCAGGAUCCCCCCCCGGAGCAGGUCCCAGCAGUGGCCUUGGGGACAGUGCUGGCAGUUCCCAGGAGCAGCAUCCCGCUGCUGUAGGAGCCCGGCAGCUCCUCCAGAACCACAUCCACGGGUUCCCGCCCGGCACUGCUGCUGUACCCCGUGAGGAACCCCCACACUGGCCGUCCCCACCGGGAAGAAGGAGCAAUCGGAGCUGUUUGAUCCCCCCGGGACGGGCGGUGGCUUUGGCGCUGCAGAAGGGACCCCGCUGCCUCCUCCUGGGUUCCGUUCUCCUCAGGCGGAUUUUGGGAGCGCUGUCCGAACUGUCGGGGUGCAAUUCCAGCCGGGAGCAGCUGUGCCAUUAAAAGCUGGUUUUGGGAAAGCUCCUGGAGGGAGCCGGGGCUGUGCCGGAGGUGUUGUGGUGUGAAAAUGCGCGAGAGAGGGCAGGCUGGGAUCCUGGAAUCACGGAAUGGUUUGGGUUGGAAGGGAGCAGCCGGAUCCAAACCCAGCCGUGGGCAGGGACACCUUCCCCGAUCCCAGGCUGCUGGGAAGUGGGAUCCUGCAGGACACAAAUCCCCGGGUUUUGUCACGGCAGGGCCGUGCCCGCUCCCCAGGCUCCGGGCGGGUCAGGCGCUCCUGGCUGCGCCUGCAGGGCGGGUUUUGCGUUCUUUGAGCAUUUUGGGGUGGAUUGUUUCGCGCUGGGUCUCUCCCCAGAGCUGUGAACAGCAGAUGGCACCGCUGGGCUGAGCUGGGCCGGGGCAGCGCCGCCCGCAGCGCUCCCGCUGUCCCGGGCUGCCCCCGCCGGCCGGGGCUGGACCGGGGCGGCUCCAAAAUCCCGUCUCAGGCCGUGCAAGAGCCAAGAAAUAACUUGGACGCCGCGCGUCCCCUCCGGUAUUUUAUCCCAGUGGAGUCCAAACACCUCCCAGGAGCUGGGACAGGGCUGGAUUUGGGUCCAAAGAGUCCCCGGUGCUGCUGCCCAGCGCCAGUCCAGGAAAUGUCCCCGGGUCCCGCUGCAGUGAAUCCCUCGGGACGAGAGAGUGGAGAGCUUCUUCCCCCAGAUCAGCGCUGGGUUUGUCACAAGUCGGCGACGCUCCUGCCGUCCCUGGGGGCUGCAGAGAGCCCCGGGCAGCCCCCCGUGCCCCGGGCAGCCCCCCGCGCCCGCCCUGCCCGCUCCGCGCCUUUAUCCCAGCCCAGCCUUCGGAGUUUUCCGGCCACAAAAAGAUCCCGGGGCGGCCCCGGCCGUGUCCUCGCCUGAACUCCCCACGCUCGGAGUUUACUGAGAGCCCUUUCAGCCCCGGUGGCUGCUCCGACACAGAGGCUGAGGCCUGGGCUGGCCCCGCUGCCAAAGAUCGGCGUUUAUCGGCCCCGAGCAGACCUUGUCUGCACAAACAGGAAACUUCCUCAAGGAGCAGCCUCCAAAGGAUCCGGCGGCGGAGCAGAAAUGGUCCCUGCACCUCGCCAUGGGCCCAGGACACGUGGCUGGGCUGGCCCUGGCUCCUGGGGACAACUUUUUGGGGGGGGGUCACUGCUGUUUUUUGGGGUCAGCUCUGCCCUUUGUGGGUGACAAUUCCCAAAAGGAGCCCAGCGUGGGGUUCUGUGAGCGCUGUUCAGGUUCAGCCGGGAAUUCCGCUCGGGAGAGCUGGGAAUGGAACCCCGGGAAGCGCCUCUGUCCCUGCCACCCUCACCCCUGGGAUGUCCCCAGAGCUGUGGGGCCACCAGCAGCGGGGUCACCCCUGGCUUUUCCCAUUCCCAUGGUGUCUGCCGGCGCUGGAGCGGAUGUGGAGUCACCGUCCUGAGACGCAGACGCUUCCUGCUCGCAAAAUAAAAGCUGCAGCUUGUUUUGUUUUGUUUUGUUUUGGAGGGGAAUUUUGGUUAUUUUUCCUGUAAAUGCCUCGGGGUUCCUGCAGCCCCACGUGCUGGGAGACCCCCAG
Messenger RNA from Hirundo rustica (Barn swallow), 2786 nucleotides. Its product is annotated as kelch domain-containing protein 8A-like. The record is from RefSeq and is a predicted model, not a curated record. NCBI's taxonomy places the organism in Eukaryota, Metazoa, Chordata, Aves, Passeriformes, Hirundinidae. Gene Ontology annotation, molecular function: protein binding. The coding region runs from base 39 to 326 and encodes 95 amino acids. The transcript has 2 exons.